Myotis brandtii (Brandt's bat) is the source of this 3247-nucleotide messenger RNA. It is a transcript of the gene CDC42SE2, whose product is annotated as CDC42 small effector 2. Gene Ontology annotation, cellular component: plasma membrane. The record is from RefSeq and is a predicted model, not a curated record. Lineage: Eukaryota; Metazoa; Chordata; Mammalia; Chiroptera; Vespertilionidae. The transcript is spliced from 6 exons. Gene Ontology annotation, biological process: regulation of Rho protein signal transduction. Bases 466 to 720 code for a protein of 84 amino acids. Gene Ontology annotation, molecular function: small GTPase binding.
GGCCAGGCUGGCCUGAGAACAAGAUAAGGUCCUGUUGUGAGUGUGUGCAUAUUUGAGUGAAACCUCAACCCAAGUGAGAAGAAACCUUCAAGGAGCAACUACUGACAGUGAGUCUGCAGUCAUCUCUAUACAUAAUAUGGAAUGUUUUCGACCCAGAGAGAGCUAAGUGGAUGACUGUUGACAAGGAGUGAGUACCUGAGCCAAGACAACAUUUAUACCUUCCUGGUGGUUCAGAAACGAGUCUCUGUAGAACCACAAGCAAAGAAAGGAAACAUUCUGUCUUUUUCUUAAUUAAUUUGACUACAUAAGAUACUUGACUUCCAGGAACUAAAACACAAGGAAGUAUUAAAAUUAUUAUUUGGACAUCAUUGGACAUCCAUCAUACUGAGGAGUGUGCUUUGUGAAGCUUCCCGAGUAGAGAUUUGGAAACUUCCUUGGUGCUCAUUUAUACUUUGGACUAUAAGCAUGAGUGAAUUCUGGUUGUGUUUCAACUGCUGUAUUGCAGAACAGCCUCAACCUAAAAGGCGUCGUCGGAUUGACCGAAGUAUGAUUGGAGAACCAACAAACUUUGUACACACAGCUCAUGUAGGAUCAGGAGACCUGUUCAGUGGAAUGAAUUCAGUUAGCUCCAUUCAGAACCAAAUGCAGUCCAAGGGAGGCUACGGGGGUGGCAUGUCCGCCGGGGUGCAGAUGCAGCUCGUGGACACGAAGGCAGGAUAGCCCGCCCUUCCCGAAGUGUGAUGGCGUCUUGUCCAUCCUGUUGUGACCCUCCAGUGAGAUGUACUGUUCCGCCGAAGAAGCUACUGUCGGACGAAUCCUGCAUUUCCUUCAGCUGGCCGCAUGCCUUCGACUCCUGGACAGAGUUUCUUAGAUUGUGGCUUAAAUUUUAUUUUUUAUCAACAUGGAUCUGACCUUGGCAUGAUCUUUUCUGUGAAUGCUAGCACUGUUUUGCAUUUUUUCCCAUUUUAACAUUUCUCUUUCCACCUGCCUUAUGAUUUUAUUAGUGAGUAAGGACCUGCUAUUAUUUGUUAACUUGUCACCAUUUAUGUAUAUUUUGGAAGGUAUGAGACCCACAAGCACAAUGAUCAUUUUUAGUCACUUGAAGCUUCAGCAGAAUGGAUAUCUGCAUGCUUGAUGAAGUUGCUGCGUGUAGGAGCCCUGGGCUGGCGAUACUGCUGCUACUAGAGAGGUUAGCUGUGGUGCCAAGUCACACCCGUGUCACACAAAUGGUAACUUGUAGUUUAUUAGAAAUACGACUUUUUGGUCUAUUUAGAGAGAAUUAUAGUACAAGGCAAGUUUGCAUUUGUAAGGCCUUCAUUCUGUUGUAAAUGUUCACUAUUUAUUUGGGAGCGAGGACCUGGAGUGAGCAGAAUGGCUGUGCAUCGAGUGUUGUGGUGACGCCUCCAUUGGGCUCUGAGCAGCAGCCGCUCAUUUCUCUGCACUCACUCUGUUGGUCCUUGUUUUAAUGUCAUGUCUAAUGUUAUGGUGUCCAGUAGAGUGUGUUGAACCCCUGGCCUCUCCUAACUGCAGACUCCAGAGUCAGUGGCCUAUCCACGCGCCACAUGUCCGGGGCAGUGGAAGUUGCCACUGAAAACAACCUGUCUGGUGACUUUAUGGAAUUGGUGAGAAAACCUUUGCUUUGGUUGCAAAAUAUGUUUAUUCUUCCACAAACUGUAUUUGAGGUGAAUCUGUAAAUGCUUCUCCUUCCCCACAAGGGCAUAGCAUUUAGCCAGUUGGUGGUUUGUGUCUUUGUUAAAAUGUAAAUCCUGUGUCUGGUUCAGCUCUAACUACAUGUGGUCAGAUUAACAUUUCACGCGGCGAAUGGGGGGUUCAUUGAAAACUUAGCCCUAAGGAAUUAGGUAAUUGAAAGUGAUCAUCUUCUCUUCUGUCUUUUUUUAUCCUCUUUCCUUCCCCUUAGUCCCAACUCCUUGUGAAAAGGUAACUGAAUAAAUAUUAGGUUUGUGAGGCAAAACAUGAAAGCAUUUCUCCCCGCUCUCUGGAAUUCAGCUUUUGCACCACAGGGGGCGCCAGAUACUCAGUCCUUGUGCUCCUGCGGCUUCCAGCCUUCACAGUGCCAGUCUCCAGCAGAGAGGAUCUGUCAAGGAAAAACGUUUAUGCUUAGUAACAAAAAUACGUAUUCUGUUUAAUAACUUCUAAACUAGAAUUCAUCUGGUUUCACUAAUUCAUGGUGGACAUUGCGUUCUGCAAAAUGCCAGAGCCUCUGUGUCCUGCCAGCGACAUGGCUGUGUGCCGCUUUUUAAGACGGACUGGAUUUUCCUGACAUUGCCCCACUGGUGCCAUUUAGUCUACUUCUACCUGGACUUUAGAAAAUUUCAGUACAAUUUUUAUACUUGUCAUAGAACGCCUGGAACAAUAGUACAGGGAGCCAUGGUCCCUCUUCCCUUACUUAUGAUUUGCUUUGCUUUUCCAAUUAUUUUUUUCUGCUUCUCCAAGGACCAAAAUACUCCAUGUGCACUGGAGCGUGUCUGCAUGGUGGGCCGCAGGCUGCACUGUGCAGGCCAUGGGCAUCACAGUGGCCACACUGUGUGCAAGGGCACAUGCUAAGGAAGGUGCCAGUGAAUCAAGAAGAAAAUUACCAAAAAUUCUAAGCUAGGAACCUUGAACACAUCUUUUAGGAAGGCGUGGAGAUAUUUGAAUGUGGAGGAAGCAGCGUCCCCACAUUCAUAGGUGGGGUGGUAAAUUUUGGAGGUCUUUUGGUCCCCAUAGCAACGUAUCUCAUUUUGAAAUUGAAGCUAAUUAAAUAGGAUAGACUGUUAGUACUUUGUUGAAAUACAUGCUAAUAACUGUUAAGCAAGGGAAAAUGAAUGAAGGUUUAACUAACGACAUGGAUUCUGUUAUCAGUGACCUGCAUUCUGUAAAUCAGGUGCUUUCUCGUGAUCUAGGCAUGAAAUGGUGCCAAUAAGCAUAGAGUGGAAAUGUUAGCUCUGGUGGUUGGAUUCAGCAUUUCCAAUGCAGCAUUAUCCCUGGGCCUUUAGAAAUACUGAGCGUAUACUAGCUUUCAUUUUGUUAUUAAAUUAUAGCAGUUUCAUUAUAGAGAACAAGUUUGCCUUGAUUUUGUUUAAAUGACUUCUGCUCAGCACCCAAAAGAUAAAAUUGACAUAUUUUUAUAAUAUAAGCACACUUUUUCUUGUACAUUGUGUUCAUUCUUGAAUAAAGUGAGUUCAGUGUUGGCUUGUAGAUAUUAAAAAGAAAGUAUUGAUUCAAUAAAUGUUUUCUUUCAAUCCUG